CUUACUCUUCGUGUGUAGUAGAUAGCCUUUGGUGAUUGUUAUUCAUACUGUCGGCUGCAAUGCUCGGGUUCACUGUCGCCGCGUUACUUGGGGUGGCGGCUGCCAUCCCAACAAUCUCCACCAAAGGUUCCAAGUUCUUUACCAGCAAUGGCAAUCAAUGGUACAUCAAGGGCGUCGCCUACCAGCUUACAGACGCCGACCCGCUCGCGGAUGGUACACAAUGUGCUCUGGACGCCUCUCUGAUGCAGACACUGGGCGCCAACGCCAUCCGUGUCUACCAUGUCGACCCGACGGCGAAUCACGACAGCUGCAUGCAAAGCUUCUCCAACGCCGGCAUCUACGCUUUCAUUGAUCUUGACACAUUCACCACGUACAUCAACCCCAUCAGCCCUAACUGGACCACUUACGCGUACCAAGCCUAUGCCCAAGUCAUGGAUGCUUUCCACGGCUACGACAACGUCGCCGGCUUUUUCGUAGGUAACGAGGUGCUUAACUCUGGCUCCAACAGCCCUGCUGCUCCUUAUGUCAAGGCCGCCGCCGCCGACAUGAAGGCGUACCGCAGCAGCAAGGGCUACCGCAACAUCCCCAUUGGCUACUCUGCUUCCGACAUCCCAGACCUCCGACCAAACCUCCAAAACUAUCUGGCCUGUGGCGGGAAUGCCUCCCAAGCUUUGGACUUCUUCUCGUUGAACGCAUAUGAAUGGUGCGGUCAAAACACCUUCAUGGGCUCCGGCUACUCGCAACUCGAAAUGAACGCGACAGACUACAGCAUCCCCAUUUGGUUUUCCGAGACGGGCUGCAACACCAUCAAGCCACGCACUUUCGGCGAUCAGGCGGCCAUUCUCGGUCCGGAUAUGGAUGACACGUGGUCCGGCGCCAUGAUCUACGAGUGGAUUGAGGAGACCAACGACUACGGCUUGAUCUCGUACGGCGCGCCUGCCCCAACCAGCGGUCCCGUAGGCUCCGGCGUCGUGGCCGGUUACACUCGCACCGGCACCCCGACGCCGAUCUCUCCAGACUUCCCCAACCUUUCCAGCCAGUGGGCCACUCUCAACCCGACGGGUGUCUCGAUGAGCGCCUACACGCCCACCAACUCCGCCCCGGAAUGCCCGUCAUACACCAGCAACCUCUGGAUGGUCUCCGGUAACGUCCCGCUCCCAACCAUCGGCGCCGCGGUGAACGUCCCCUCCGUGUCGCAGUCCUCAGCCAGCUCCAGGUCCGGUUCGCCCAGCGGGUCUUCGAGCGGUGCUCCUCGCAGCAGUGGCAGCGGCAGUGCAAGCGGCAGCGCGAGUGCGAGCCGAAGUGGCUCCGCCACUGCUUCGUCCCCGGCUAGCUCCGCCGCUGCAGGCGCGGCCUCCUCGGCAUCGGGAGCCGCUGCUUCGGCGACUUCUGCGGCCUCGGCAGCGAGCGCGGAGAAGGGCGCCGUGGUGGCUGGCGGUUUCAUGGUGAUGAUGAUGGCUAUUGUUGGUGCCUUGUAAAGACUAGAAAGCCGCCCCUCUGGGCUUAUCUGUGUAUAUGAUUGCAUAGCGACAGCGAAUACAGGUACAGGCACGUGCGACGCGCCGUAAUGCAACGGAGGCGUUUUUCUGGCUGGAGAUGAUUAUUGCAAUGUGCUAGACGAAGCUAUCACUUGCGCCAAGUUAUGCAGGACGUAGAGUGGUGCUCGAACUACGCUUUUGCACGUCAAUUUCUGCAUGCGAAGGGUGUGCGAGCCAGUGUAGUGGGAGAUUUGAGGUUCGAAUAGAGCCGCAUCAAGCGCA
Baudoinia panamericana UAMH 10762 is the source of this 1760-nucleotide messenger RNA. Its product is annotated as glycoside hydrolase family 72 protein. The record is from RefSeq and is a predicted model, not a curated record. Gene Ontology annotation, cellular component: cytoplasm; fungal-type cell wall. Gene Ontology annotation, molecular function: 1,3-beta-glucanosyltransferase activity. Bases 60 to 1478 code for a protein of 472 amino acids. Gene Ontology annotation, biological process: fungal-type cell wall (1->3)-beta-D-glucan biosynthetic process. The transcript has 2 exons. Lineage: Eukaryota; Fungi; Ascomycota; Dothideomycetes; Mycosphaerellales; Teratosphaeriaceae.